GCGCGUUGCAUCAUCUCCAGCCCGCGGCUGCCCUGGGGAGGCUGGGCGCGGCGCGAUCCGCUCUUACCGGAGCAACUGCCCGCUGUCUCACACCUCUCCUCGCUCUUCCGCACCUGCGCCCGCCCUAGCCCGGAGACCCCCACCCACCAACCCCGCCCCGGGGCUGGCUCCCAGAACCUGCGGGGCACAGCCGGCAGGCCCUGCCGAGCUCCGCCGGAUCCAUUCAUUGGGAACCGCGUCUUCUCCCAGAGCCCCAGUUCCCAGCCGCCGCCGGCCCAGACGCCGGGCAGCGCCAUGGAGAAGGGCAGAGAGACCAACGGCUACCUCGACAGCGCCCAGACGGGGCCUGCGGCGGAGCCCGGCGCGCAGGAAACGGUGGUGGGGCGCGCCGGGGGCCGCGCCGGCUUCCUGCGGCGCCACGCGCUGGUGCUGCUCACCGUGUCCGGGGUGCUGGCAGGCGCGGGGCUGGGCGCGGCGCUGCGCGGGGUGCAGCUGACCCGCACGCAGAUCAUCUACCUGGCCUUCCCCGGCGAGAUGCUGCUCCGCAUGCUGCGCAUGAUCAUCCUGCCCUUGGUGGUCUGCAGCCUGGUGUCGGGCGCCGCCUCGCUCGACGCCAGCUCGCUCGGGCGUCUGGGCGGCAUCGCCAUAGCCUACUUUGGCCUCACCACGCUGGGUGCCUCGGCGCUCGCCGUCGCCUUGGCGUUCAUCAUCAAGCCCGGAGCCGGUGCGCAAACCCUGCAGACCAGCGACCUGGGGCUGGAGGACUCGGGUCCUCCCCCGGUCCCCAAAGAGACGGUGGACUCUUUCCUCGACCUGGCCAGAAACCUGAUUCCCUCCAACCUUGUGGUUGCAGCAUUCCGCACGUAUGCAACCGACUACAACGUGGUGACCUACAACACCAGCUCUGGAAACAUCACCUAUGAAAAGAUCCCCAUUGGCACCGAGAUCGAAGGGAUGAACAUUCUGGGAUUGGUCCUCUUUGCCUUGGUGUUGGGAGUGGCCCUAAAGAAGCUGGGCUCUGAAGGAGAAGAGCUCAUCCGUUUCUUCAAUUCCCUCAACGAGGCCACGAUGGUGCUGGUGUCCUGGAUUAUGUGGUACGUGCCGGUGGGCAUCAUGUUCCUGGUGGGAAGCAAGAUUGUGGAGAUGAAGGACAUCAUCACGCUGGUGACCAGCCUCGGGAAGUACAUCUUCGCGUCCAUCCUGGGCCACAUCAUUCACGGAGGACUCGUGCUGCCGCUCGUGUAUUUUGUCGUCACGCGGAAGAACCCCUACACGUUCCUGCUGGGCCUCCUCACACCAUUUGCAACAGCGUUUGCGACCUGCUCCAGCUCAGCAACGCUUCCCUCCAUGAUCAAGUGCAUCGAAGAAAACAACGGUGUCGAUAAGAGGAUCAGCAGGUUCAUCCUGCCCAUCGGGGCCACCGUGAACAUGGACGGUGCCGCCAUCUUCCAGUGCGUGGCUGCCGUGUUCAUCGCCCAGCUCAACAACGUGGACCUGAAUGCAGGACAGAUCUUCACCAUCCUAGUGACCGCCACAGCAUCCAGUGUAGGAGCAGCGGGCGUGCCAGCUGGAGGGGUCCUCACCAUCGCCAUUAUCUUGGAAGCUAUCGGGCUGCCCACGCGUGACCUCUCCCUGAUCCUGGCUGUGGACUGGAUUGUGGACCGGACCACCACGGUGGUGAACGUGGAAGGGGAUGCCCUGGGGGCCGGCAUUCUCCAUCACCUCAAUCAGAAGGCAAGCAAGAAAGGCGGGCAGGAGCUGAGCGAGGUGAAAGUGGAGGCCGUCCCCAAUUCCAAGUCCGAGGAGGAGACCUCGCCCCUGGUGACACACCAGAACCCCGCCGGCCCUGUGGCCAGCGCCCCGGAACUGGAAUCCAAGGAGUCGGUGCUGUGAAGAGGCUGGGCCUCGGGCUCACCUGCCGGCGAGGGGUGCCCUGUCCCAUGAGCCCAGCCCCCGUAGCCACGGGCCACGCCCCCACCAACUUUUAGCCUCCCGAACUCCACUUGCACCCGCCAGUGGUUUGAAGAUGACCUCUGGGCACAGACAUCAGGCUCCUCAGCAAACUGGUGCCUUGGACCAGGGCCUUCUGACGCUUGGUCUGAUCCAUGUCCAGGAACAGCCGUGUAUGCACCCAGGCUCUGUCUGGAAACCUCCCGAGAACCGCCAGGUUCCAGGACUCAUGGGCUCACAGGGCCUGUGGCUAAAGCUUGGAAAAAUGCAGGUGUUUCUCUCCUUGCUCCUAGUCCAGCCUGCAUCGGGUGCUUCCUGGGCAAACCAAGGCUGUUUGCAGGCACCUGUCACAUCACUUCGUCAACAGUAGGCAUUGGAAGAAUUCCCACAUUCUUAGCCUUGGCUGGAAUUUUCUGAGCUGGGACUCAGGUGUUUAAAAAGUUUGUGCCCCAGCUUGGUGUGGGUGCCUCUGCCACGCUGGUGGCUGGGGGACCGGAGGCACUGCCCAGUGUCAAGUUAAAAGUACUCCAGGUGGUGUUGGCACAGCUGAGGGCUCUGGUCAGUAGCACGAAGUAAUCCAUUUAUAUUCUGAGGUCUAGAAGAGGAGAGCUGGGGUAGGGAGGGGGCACCCUCAUCAGACCUGGAUGCAGCAGGGCACACACACACAGUUGCCCCAGUUCCAGCCCAAUCUAGGCACUUCUGUUUCCAAGGCGCGGGCCUCUGCCAACCCUGCAGCUUUGUCUGAAUCCAUUCUGAUUUGACAGCAGGCCUGAGAGGGGCCGCCUCCUCCCGGGGGAGUGACGUGGUCCCCACAGUCACAAUCCUUGCUGGUUUAUCCACUCUAAUUCAACUCGAUCCUUCCCCUAACAGUGCCACAUUGCAGCAGCAGCACCACCCACCCCGCCUCCCGACCCACAAGCCCAGGUACUAAUUGGGGUGGGACCCCCCAUUCCCAGGUUCCCAGUCCCCUGGCUCUGGCUGAUUGCCACAGACAGGAUUCCUCUCCCGCCAGGACUGGAGGUUUAGAAUUACCAACGGGACAGGGCUUGCCGAUGCCUGCUGUGGCUGCUGUGAGUGGCCCCUGCGCACAGAGCCCUGGGGCCUCACUCUAGCCCAUUGGUUAAAUGGGACUAACGUCACCACCUCUUACCUACCUCAGAGGGAUUUGGUGAGGCAAACUGAAGCCCGUGGAAAUGACCAUUCCACUUGCUGACGUCGAGUGCUAACAUGGGUGUUUCGCCGUGGGGCCUAUUCCCGGGGUGAGGUCGGCUUUUGCGAGCAGGGCUUUGUUCUCUGUGUCGUGGUCUGGUAGCCUCAGACGCAGCCUCUUCCUGGUGUCGAGUUUUUGUGAACGAGCUGCUCCACUUCCGCCACAUUUCACUGCGGCCCUCAGAUCUGGCGUUGCUUCGGCCACCCCACAACAGGCCUUUAAAGCCCGCCUCCUCCUGCGGUGUUCAGCCUGUGGCUGGGUGUCACCUGGGCCCUCCAGCGGAGGCACACACCUUCGUGAUGAACUAUUGCCGUGCAGCUGGGACCGAAACAAUCAGAUGCCCCCUCUGUUGUAAAGCUGGGGGCAUGAACGGAAGGCCUGAGAAAGAGCCGUGGGCACGAGGGCCGACCUGGCCGGUGGGAAGGCCCGGGUCUGUCUCCCGUGUUGCCCAGAGCGACCGGGGACCGAGCAGAGGUGCCUGGGAACGUUUCCCGGCUGGCUAGAGCUUGCCACCCACACUUUGCUGUUUGCAAAGCGGGAAAGAUCUCAUUGUUCAAUUCUGAACCGCAAGUGAACAUUCACUGUUUUUCAGGCUUCAGUCAAGCCUGUUUCUCCGUUUCUUCUUCCAUGUGUGUAUAUAGUUUUAGCUCCAAUCCAAGCGAGUUUGAGUUUGGAUAGGGGUGCACUCAGCUACAAGUUGUACGUGUUUGGCAUCCUGGUUCUCCCAUUUCUAAGAAUGAAUGUCAACGUGUUGAAGUUAGAGCUGGACAAGACGAUCCACUGGCUGAUGUGUGUAAUGUGGGUGCGGCGAUCCCCUGGGGGGCAGGGAGAAGGCACCGUGUCUCUGUUUUUCAGCCACAGAGUGGGUAACCUAGGCAGGUUCCACUUCACAUUGUUCAAAAAGUUCCCCCCAGCUGUUCUCUAACAUGUUGUCGUAAAUCCUGCCCAGAUCCUGUUCUUCUCUGACUGUUUUGUAUGUGUGACACUUGCCUUAAAACCUAGCACAGUCCUUAAAAGUGAAUACAGUAUUUCUACUGCGA
This is a messenger RNA of Lepus europaeus (European hare), 4200 nucleotides long. RefSeq names its product solute carrier family 1 member 4 (gene SLC1A4). Gene Ontology annotation, cellular component: plasma membrane. The transcript has 8 exons. Gene Ontology annotation, molecular function: L-threonine transmembrane transporter activity; L-aspartate transmembrane transporter activity; L-serine transmembrane transporter activity. NCBI's taxonomy places the organism in Eukaryota, Metazoa, Chordata, Mammalia, Lagomorpha, Leporidae. Gene Ontology annotation, biological process: L-glutamate transmembrane transport; L-serine transport. Bases 295 to 1893 code for a protein of 532 amino acids. The record is from RefSeq and is a predicted model, not a curated record.